Molecule: messenger RNA, 2243 nt
Organism: Ochotona curzoniae (black-lipped pika)
Lineage: Eukaryota; Metazoa; Chordata; Mammalia; Lagomorpha; Ochotonidae
Gene: KCTD2
Product: potassium channel tetramerization domain containing 2
Exons: 6
Coding region: 1-795 (264 amino acids)
Biological process (GO): proteasome-mediated ubiquitin-dependent protein catabolic process; protein homooligomerization
Cellular component (GO): Cul3-RING ubiquitin ligase complex; cytoplasm
Molecular function (GO): cullin family protein binding
Source: RefSeq, a predicted model, not a curated record
AUGGCGGAGCUGCAGCUGGACCCGGCGAUGGCGGGGCUGGGAGGGGGUGGCGGCAGCGUGGGGGGCGACGGGGGUGGGCCGGGCCGCGGGCCCCCCAGUCCUCGGCCCGCGGGCCCCACGCCCCGCGGACACGCGCGCCCGCCCGCCGCCGGCGCCGCGCAGCCCCUGGAGCCGGGUCCCGGACCCCCCGAGCGGGCAGGGGGCGGCGGCGCGACCCGCUGGGUGCGGCUCAAUGUGGGCGGCACCUACUUCGUGACCACCAGACAGACCCUUGGCCGGGAGCCCAAGUCUUUCCUCUGUCGCCUCUGCUGCCAGGAGGACCCGGAGCUGGACUCGGACAAGGAUGAGACGGGGGCCUACCUGAUUGACAGAGACCCCACGUACUUUGGUCCCAUCCUAAACUACCUCCGCCACGGGAAGCUGAUCAUCACCAAGGAGCUGGCAGAGGAAGGCGUGCUGGAAGAAGCAGAGUUCUACAACAUCGCAUCCCUCGUGCGGCUGGUUAAGGAGAGGAUACGGGACAACGAGAACAGAACCUCGCAGGGCCCCGUGAAGCAUGUCUACAGAGUCCUGCAGUGCCAGGAAGAGGAGCUCACGCAGAUGGUCUCCACCAUGUCUGACGGCUGGAAGUUUGAGCAGCUCAUCAGCAUCGGCUCCUCCUAUAACUAUGGAAACGAGGACCAGGCCGAGUUCCUCUGUGUUGUCUCCAGAGAGCUGAAUAAUUCCACCAACGGCAUCGUUAUAGAGCCGAGCGAAAAGGCGAAGAUUCUUCAGGAGAGGGGGUCUCGGAUGUAAACCCCAGAGUCCUGAGUGAUGAGCAGUGCAGCCAAGCACCGUGUGAAGUUGAGUCCCGCUCCUGUACAGUGACCGAGCUGCGGCCCCUGUGCCACAUGUCCUGGGCGAAGCCACAGGCGCCCACCCCACCCGCUGCCUCUGGAGACGGAGCACCUUCACAGAGCUGCCCUGUUUGUCUCGCCAGAACCAUGACAGGGUGGAGCCUUGUGGGGGCUGGGGAAAGGCCCAGCUCCUUGGAAGUGGCCUAGACCACGGAACAGCUGGAGCACGAGAGGUUUGCUCCUGUGCCAGGCCGUGCUUCCCCCGAGCACAGCACGUGGGACGUUGUAGCUGCUUUGGGAGGCACCUGCUGCCCUCCUCCCAUGCACCCUCACAGCCAGGCAGCAGGUGCAGAGGUAGCUUGGAGGUGUCAUUCAAAGGAUAGAGCUGCCGGAGUAGCCCCAUGUUGCUGUAAGCGGUGGCCUUUGGGGAAUACAAAUGAGGGGUGUCCAUGCCUGGAGCUGGACAUUGGGGAUGACCAUCCUUGGCUGAGGGCACACCGCAGCUGCCCCCUCACAACUCUGCCUCCCUUGUCGGAGGCAGUGGGGAUCCUUGGACCCUUGCUUCCACCCCACCCCCAGGGGCAUUUGAGGAAGGCCAGCCAUGUGCUGAAUCAGACAGCUGGCUGGGAGCUCGUGGUGGUUGUAGCUGCUUGCACAGCUUCCUUCCUGCUGACCCCGUGUGCCUCCUGGCUCUUCCAGCGGCACCAAAGAUGAGGACUGGGGGGCCCUCUAGUCGUGGGGGAAGAGGUUAUUUCUUUGAGAGUUGCCAAAUGUGAAGUGUUGUUGUACCCAAAAGUGUUGGUUUUUUUUUUUUUUUUCUUCUGUGAUUUUUCUCUUGAAAAUGCCUUGCCUGGACGUGUGAUGGCUGUGUGUCCUCUUGAUUUCUAACUUUGUCUAACCCAUCCUGCAGUGGCCUCCACGACACCACACCAUCCACAGCCGUGCCUGUCCCUCCCCAGCCCUACCUGUCUGUCCCCAGCUGUGUCUGUCCGUCCUUAGUCAUGUCUGUCCCUCUCCCUUUCCCUAGCUGUGCCUGUCCCUCCUCAGCUGUGCCUGUCCGUCCUUAGCUGUAUCUGUCCCUCCCCAGCGUGCCUGUCUGUCCCCAGCCAUGCCUGUCCCUCUCCAGCCAUGCCUGACCCUCCCUAGCCGCUGGAUAGUCUCAGCGAGCAUCACUCCCCUGCCCAGGGAGCACCAGCGUGAUGGGUGUUGAGUACUUCCUGCAGGGCUGUUCCCUUUGGUAGAGGUAGAGCAAACGGGCAGCGCCACUGGGCAGCGUGUGCCCCGCCUCCCUGUGUGCACCCUUAGAGUGGGCUGCUCCCCAGCACCCUCACCUCCUUCCCUUGAGGAGUCAGGUUGAGAUUUCUAGAAGCGGCAGUAGCCCAUGCCAGGUGGCUUUUGAGCUGCUGA